AUUUCUUACUCUAUGCUUUUUGUAAGCUUUUGUUAAAUAUGGGCAACAGUUUCAAAAUCAGCCAACAAGUUUAGUUGAUUUUUAAACUUGGUUGUAACAACAACUUAAUUGCGGGGCAACAUUUUCAAAACGUCAUUCGAAUGUAAAACUAAAACAACAAAUAAAAAUAAAACACAAAAAAAAACCAUGAAACGGGCGGCCAAUGUUUAAAAACGUAAAAUAAUAAUAAUAAUAAAUAAAUUAUUAAAAACGUGACAUAAUAAAUAAAUAUUUCUUUUAAGAAAACAAAUAAAUGACAUAGAUUUGUUUAAAAAAAAAAUAAAAAUUGGAACACAACAAAUAUUACCACAUUUUACAAUAAUAAAACCAAAAUGUCUACACAAUAACUAGAUUAAUAAAAACAAAUUUUGAAGUUCAACCAAAUAAAAGAAAUUAUAAUAAUAAUAAAAUAAAAUACAAUACAAUAUAAACCAUUAACCAUGAAGUUUAAACCAAAUUUAUAUUGUCUCUGAAAACAAUGACGAAACUCUAAAACAAAAACAAUUAAACAAUGUUUUGUAACAAAAACCAUGGUGACAACAAUCAAAAUUACCUGUGAUGGUGUAUUCAUACAAACCAAUUCGUUUUUGACCUCAUCAACGACCCCUCCAACAUCCACAACAACAACGGUCGACUCUAUACAUCCCCUAGAUACGGCCACAACAACAGAUUCUACAUCCUCAGCAUCAUCAAACUCUUCUUCAUCUUCGCCUGCCCACACUUUUAAUAGUGACAAAGAUAAAUCGUUAACCACUAUUUUGGAUUAUGACAAACAUCAGCAGCUAAAUUCUUCUUCCAACUCCUCGAAUAAAUCAAACUCUACUAUACGCAGCAGCGGCGGUCAAAAAACCUACUCCAGCGGUACAAGUAAUCGAGCCAAAAGACCGCGUACUCCUAAAUGUGAUAAUCGUAGAAGGUAUUACUUUGGCAGUAAUAAAAUCUACUGGUGUAAACAAUCCUCGGAAAGGCCCUCGAAUCUGGGAUGUUGUUAUAAAAGUGAGUUGGGUUUUGGACGUCACUCCUGCUCGAGUUUACAACGUAGUGCCAGUUCUGUAACACACAAAGAAUUACAGCAACAUAAAAGUCACAGCUAUACGGGACGCUCUAAACAUAAGGCCCUUACAGCUACUAGUAGUCUAUCCUCGGUACCAAAUAACACACAUCAACAUCAUCACAAUCAUAAUCAAAAAUCUCAUGCAAAUUAUCUCAAUACUUUCUAUAAUCUAAAUAAAUGCAAGUCAGCAGCUUUAAAACCCACGACAACGCCUAAAACAAUAUCGGGCGCUACUUCUAUAUUUCUGGUUAACGGUUUUAGUGUUAAUUCUUCGGCCUACAACAAUAAUAAGUGUUGUGCCAGCGAUACUCGUCUCUUGAGUUUUUUACGUUCGGCUCGUAAAUUGUAUCGUAAUAGUGUACGUGUAAAUAACAAUCAACAAGAAAAGAUUUACAAUAACAGUAAUAAUAUUAUUAUUAAUAAUAAUAAUAAUGGCAACACCUCAUCAGCUGAAAAUACCAAAGCAUCGUAUGAUAAUUGUAAUUUAAAUUUAAAUAAAACUAAAAAUCGUUUAAUUGAAAAUGCAUCGGAAACAAAGUUGAAUAGCAAUAAUUCUUCAAUAGCUGAUAAAAUUAAACAAACCUAUAUAUUUGGUGUGAAAAGUUUUUCUACAAAUAAUAAUAGUAAUAAUAAUAACAAUAAUAACUAUUUUAAUAAUAAAAAUAAAAGUAAUAAUGCUAAAAAUAUUGAAAAUAAUAGCAAUAAUGCCGCCACAUUAAGUGAGGAAUGGUUUGAUGAAGAAGCAAACGCCUGUACAGAUAGUAAGGAAAAUAAAAAUUCUUCCCAUUAUCAUUUAAAAGCUGAUGUUGUUGACAAACCACAGCAACAGCUAAAACAAGAUAUCCAAAAGAAACCUAAACAUAUUAAAGCUCAAACUUGUAAUAGCAAUAAUAAUUCCCUCCAAUGUAAAGGAACCAAUUCGGAUAAACCGAAAUUUCAAACAAAUUCUGCCAAAUUCAGCACAACGGAUGUGGAAAAUCUAACUAAUUCACCUAAAACUUCAGCUACUCCUGCCCACCCAAAACUCACAACAGAAGUUGUUAGUGCAUUAAAAACGACUACAAAUUCUAUAAAUUUUAAUACAGUAGUAACACCCACAACCGAGCAAACGACAAAUCACGACAUAACGGCUACAAACGAUACAUUGAACAACAACGUAACGCAGUCAUCGAGUACUGCGGCGUUUGUACGUCCCAACAAUACAGUUAUGAAUAGUCACGUUACGGCAGCACAAAACGGACAAACAACUGUGGUGGGCCAUCAUCGGGGUUUCUCGCAACCGACAGUAACAGUGGCUGCCUCCAAUACCGGUGGCGAUCCAUGGUUUUUACAAUCAACUGGGCAUCAAAUGCCACCAACAGCGCCUUUACGUCACAAUAAACGACCAGCGCCCCAGCCAACAACAACUGGCGGCGGCAUUUCAUCAGCUACACAUCCCAAUAAUUUACUAGUGAAUAGUAGCGGCGGUGUGGGUGUCGGUAAUAUAACACUCCAGCAACAAUUUAGCCAAUCCCAACCACAUAUUGUAGCACAAACUACGCAACUGUCAACGCAUCAUAAUAACGUGUUUCAAUUUCAAUUACAGAAUCCCCAUCAUCAUAAUGCGAUUCAUUUGUCCUCGCAUGCACUUAAUAGUCAUAAUUUAAUAACAAAUGCCACUGGUGCUGUUGUAGUUGCUCCAUCCAAUCAUUCGCCCAAAUCGCCAAAUCAACAUCAGCAACCCCAAAUACAACAGAUACAACAACAACAGCAGCAACAACAGCAACACAUUAUGUCGACAUUUGCUCCAAUCGGCUCAACAGCCGCCUCUGCCACGGCUGCUGCUGUUGCCAGUGUAACCCAACAACAACAGCAACAACAUUUACAAUUGAUUUCGGCUGCCAACAAUUGCAACAACAAUCUAAUGACAUCUUCCCUAAAUGCUGCUCACAGUGCGCUCUCCUUGCACGAUCGUGGUUUACCACCCAAAAGUAUGGCGCUACAAUCGAAUGCAGGUGGUGGUAGUAAUAUGUUACUUCAUACACAACAUCCUGCCCAACAACACCAUCAAUCCCAACCGGCCAUGGUGGUCAAUCAGACGACAAAUGCCGCCGCAAUGACAACAUCAUUGCAUAGUUUUGAUAUCAAUGGCGCUGCCAAUGUACCCGUGACCACACAGUCCUGGACAACGCCAUCAUUGUCGCCAACUACUGGCCUGCCUCCCAACCAUGGUGUGUUGCAUGCUCAGCAGCAACAAAAGAAAUGUGAAGUUAAACUAAAUGCAAUGCCCUGGUUCCAUGGCAGCAUUACACGUGAUGAAGCUGAACAUUUAUUGCAACCCCGUGAAGAUGGCCUAUUCUUAGUGCGAGAAUCGACCAACUUUCCUGGCGACUACACAUUGUGUGUGUGUUUUCAGGGCAAAGUUGAACAUUAUCGCGUAAAAUAUUUAGAAAAUAAAUUAACAAUUGACGAUGAGGAAUACUUUGAAAAUUUGGGACAAUUAGUAGCGCACUAUGAAGCUGAUGCUGAUGGCUUGUGCACUCAACUCAUCAAAUGUUUACCCAAACAGGGCAAACAGGAGUAUUGCAUUAAUUCGAAAGAUUUCAUUGAUAAAGGUUGGGUCAUACCCGAAUCCGAUUUACAAUUACGCGAGAGCAUAGGCAAGGGUGAGUUUGGUGAUGUUAUGCUGGGUAUAUUGCGCAAUGAGAAAGUGGCUGUUAAAAUGCUUAAAGACGAGGGAGCGGUACAAAAAUUCUUAGCCGAAGCAUCUGUUAUGACUACCUUGGAGCAUGAAAAUCUGGUGAAAUUUGUUGGUUUAGUUUUCACUAGUAAACAUAUUUAUUUGGUAACUGAAUAUAUGAGCAAAGGAUCACUGGUUGAUUAUCUAAGAUCGCGGGGACGACAACAUAUUACGAAAAAGGAUCAAAUUAAUUUUGCAUACGACACUGCCUCGGGCAUGGAAUAUUUGGAAGCGAAAAAAGUUGUUCAUCGCGAUUUAGCUGCCCGUAAUGUUCUUAUAUCCGAGGAUUGUGUGGCCAAAGUUUCCGAUUUCGGUUUGGCACGCGAAGAAUGUUACAAUUUAGAUGUCGGCAAAUUGCCCAUUAAAUGGACAGCACCUGAAGCUUUGAAAAAUGGGCGUUUUUCCAACAAAUCGGAUAUGUGGAGUUUUGGCAUAUUAUUGUGGGAAAUUUACUCGUUUGGUCGUGUUCCUUAUCCUAGAAUUCCUUUGGCUGAUGUUGUCAAACAUGUGGAAGUGGGCUAUAAAAUGGAGGCACCCGAAGGUUGUCCUCCCGAAAUCUAUGAAAUGAUGAGACAAGCUUGGGAUCUAAAUCCUGCCAAAAGACCAACAUUUGCCGAACUAAAGGUUAAAUUAUUACAUUUAAAAAACAAUACCGCGUGAAAACAUGUGCAAAAUAAAAUAACAGCAACAACAUAAUAACAAAAAAAAAAACAAUUAUGCUACAUUAAAGUGUUUAUCCUAAACCGCCCCCCCUGUCCCUCAAGAAAAACCCUUCCCCAUACCUAUACACUAAACCCUGCAUCUUAGCAACAAUACAUACAGCAGCUGUUAAACAUCUUGAACAUUUUAAACUAUUAACCUAUAAAUAUAUAAAGAAUAUAAAGAAAUAAACAUAAUUCUAAACCAACUGAAGCAAAACACCAUUUAUCAAUAACAAUUUAAUAUAAAUAAAUUAAAAAGUAUGCAAUCCCCAGUAAAAAGUGAAUGUUUUUACAACAAAAUUUAAUAUAAAAAAACACACAACAACAACAAAUAUACAUACUACACAUUAUCAAAUAAUAAUUAUAAUUCUUUAUAUAUAUAUAACUACAAUACAUACUAUAAACAUAAAUAAAACAACAACAUACAUAAAUAUUUAAUUAUAUAUUAAGUUAAAUACACAAAAACAAAAACCUACAACAAAAAUAAUGUAAAAAGCAUAAACAAAAUUAUAAUUAAACAAACAAAAACAAAACAAAACUCUACUACUACCACCACCACCCUUUAAACAAAAAGUAAACAUUUUGUAAUGAUUUAAUAGGUAUUUUUUAUGAAAAAAAAGCGAAAAACAUUUAAAGUAAUAAUAAAAAGGCAACAUUAAACAACAACAAAAAAACACAAAAUUUAACAACUACUUAACGCAACAAUAACAAUCUUUGUUUUUUUUUUAUUUUUGAAAAUCAUUUUUAUAAAGUAACGUAAAGUAAAAUAAUUAAAAACAUAAGCUAAAUUUAUUUAACAUAAACUGAUAAACAAAAAACAAUACCUCUAGUUGUUAAGCUAAAUAUUAUUAUAAUAUAUUCAAAGCAUAAAAAUCGUAUAAUAUUAUAUGUAUGUUAUUUAUAUAUAUAUUAUAUUCAAACAUUUUCUUUUUUUAUGUCAAAAUAGUAAGCGAAACAAAAUAUUAAAAGAAAACCUCAAAUUCAUCAAAUUAAUAAUAUUUUGUAUGCAGUUUCUUUUUGUAUUGAUUUCACAUUUUUAUGAUUUUUUCUGAGGAGUUGAAAGGGAAAAUUGUCUGGCAUUAUGUUAUAAAUCCAAAUCUAUAAAGAAAAUUUGCCCUAUUCUGUAAUUGGCAUCGUUUUAAAAAGAACUCUAUUUGGAACACAAAGUUUAAAUUCAUGUUUCAUAAAAUAUUUGGCAUUGUUUUAAGAAACAAUUGCAAAUAAAGACAGACGAUACAAAACUCUACAAUACUUUUAAACCAGAGCUUCGAAUUAAUUCAAUUUGAGCUUAAAGAGUGAGUCAAAAAAACUUAUACAUACACACUAUUCUAGCCACAACUUAUCCUUGGUCCAACAAAUUAUUGUUUUUUGAUUCACGUUAGCUUUCAAAACUAUGUCAGAUGUUUUCGGUAAAAAUGAUUACCGAAAAGUACAAUAUGAACAUUCAAAAAAAUAGCAAAAGAUGUGAAGGUUCAUCGUCACACUGUUUCCAAAGCCAUUAAACAGUAUAAAGAAGACUUGAACAUUGAAAGGAAAUCUGAAACAGAUAUUGUUAAGGCAAAAGAAGUCGAACAACUCUUUCGAAGAGUACCCCAACAUUUCUAUUAGUAAAGCAGCUCGAAAAGUUAAAUGCUCUGAUUCUUUUUAGCGCAGAGCCAAAGCUAAUGCUGGGUUGAAGUUGUAUUAAGUUCCAGAUCGCAAUGCCGUAAAGAAGUUAGAAGCAAAAGAAUUAGCGAAAAAAUUGAGGUCAAGGCCCCGAUUACCGUUUACAACAGUUGUAUUUUAGUAUUGUAUUUUUUAAAAUGCAAAUAUAAAUCAUGAUCGCAUUUUAAAAAAUACAACACUAAAAUACAACUGUUGUAAACGAUAAUAGGGGCCUAAAUUUUUAUAGAAAAACUGUUUUGUGAUCGAUGAUGAAUGAAACAUAUGUACUGGCAUAAUUUUCAUAACUUCUGAGACAAGAUUUGUAUGUGGUAAUCUUCAACAACAAUACCGGACAAAAAAAAACAAACAAAAUUCCCCAAGAAGUUUCUUGUGUGGCAAGCCAAUUGCAGUUGUAGCAAAAGAAGCCAAUCGUUUGUGACAUGAGACACGAUUAACACAGAAAUAUAUAUUACGGAGUGUCUAGAAAAAUGGAUUUUUCCUUUCUUAAAACAGCACAGAGUGUCUUCAUAUUUCUGGCCCGAUUUGGCAUCAUGCCACUAUGGAAAAAAGGCUCUUGAGUGGUAUUCAAACAAUAAUCUAAGUUUUGUACCACGAACUUUUUUGUUAUUUCAAAUUUAAUAUAAAUUGAAUUAGGGGCUGAUUCCGAAACAGGAAAAUCAUUGUUUUGAAUAGUUUUCUUGCUAAAUGUUUAAAAAUUAUGGGAGUAAGGCAGAAUUAUCAGGCUUUAAUACUUUUUUAAAUUGUUUUCCGGUUUCCAGAUAUAACUGAAUAAAUGAAAGGUGGAAUUGGGCGCUGCAAUGACGAAAUAUGCAAAAUUAGGUGCAAAAUAAUAUCGAAACGAUUUUGUGCUAAUUGUCUAGGGAUGUGUGUUUGAAACAAAAUUAUACAUUUUUCUUGACAAUUAUUAUAAAAUAUGAAGCUAUAUUUAUCCUUAAAUUUUUUUAUGUCACACAUUUUGUUCAGAAUUAUUUCAAUUCCGUAGUUACAAUUCCGAUCGAUUUAAUUUUUGGUUCUUCAGAUUCCGUGUUAUUUGUUAAUUCCAAAAAUAUUUAAUAAUUCUGUAUUUCAGAUUUUAAUUUGUACAGCGUUUUUUUAUAUUAAACAGCAAAGUUUUUGCUACAGAAACUGAUUAAAAAUGUUAGAAAACAAAUAAUUACAAAGAAAUAUCAAUUCCACUUUGAAAACUGAAGGUGGUUUCUUUCCGAAACAACUUUUCGUUAUACUUUUUCUGAAAAAUUAAUUCCGGAAGGUGGUUUCUUUCCGAAACAACUUUUCGUUAUACUUUUUCUGAAGAAUAAAUUCCGGAAUUUAUUCCACUUUUGAUAGAAAUUGAAUUGAUAGGUAUAGUUUUAAAGUCGCUACACUCUAUUGAAUAGUGUGAAUGCUGGAUAGAUAAAUGGUGGAAUCAAAGGACAAAAAGCGUCAGUGCGUUUGAUCUGCAACUAUAUAAAUUUAGUACUAAAAAUCUUUUUUUUUGGCUCAAAUCCUAAAUAUAAAAAUCUUAGAAAUAAAUUAAAGUGAAAAUUUUACAUUUCCAAAAUCAUUUAAAUAUUUAUUUUUUUUUAAUUUCAAAUUACUGUUUGAGACAUGAUUUUUAUUGUACUAAAAAAUUAAAUUUUAAAUUCAAGAAACGACAAAUCAAAUUUGUAUAAUUUUUUUUAGACAAAAAUUAUUUUCAGUUAAACUAAAACGAAAAAAAAAGAAACAUAGCUUCAAAUAAUUAAAGAAAAAAUCAAUAAUAAAAUUUAUUUAAAAUAAAGAAAGAACUUCCUUAAGAAAUUAAAAUUGUAAAUUAAUGUUGUUUUAAAUUUGCUAAUACUUACAAAAAAUAUAUAUUUUUUAUUUAAUUUAAUUUAAGAAUCUCUCAUUUACUUGCUUAAAGCUUUUUUUUAAAUAUACGUUUUAAACAGUGUUUCUUUUAAGCAGCUUUUACUUUUAAAUGUUGAUUUUAUAUUUAUUUGUUGUUAACAUAAAAAAAUAUUAAAAAAAUAUUAUGUUUUCGUUUAGAGGUAAUUUAAAAACGAAAAUUAAAUUAAGUUUUUAUCAUAAAAUGACUUAAACA
Messenger RNA from Calliphora vicina (urban bluebottle blowfly), 8240 nucleotides. RefSeq names its product C-terminal Src kinase (gene Csk). The coding region runs from base 570 to 4472 and encodes 1300 amino acids. Gene Ontology annotation, biological process: protein phosphorylation. Gene Ontology annotation, molecular function: non-membrane spanning protein tyrosine kinase activity; ATP binding. Lineage: Eukaryota; Metazoa; Arthropoda; Insecta; Diptera; Calliphoridae. The record is from RefSeq and is a predicted model, not a curated record. The transcript has 10 exons.